Phasianus colchicus (ring-necked pheasant) is the source of this 2366-nucleotide messenger RNA. RefSeq names its product WW domain binding protein 2 (gene WBP2). Lineage: Eukaryota; Metazoa; Chordata; Aves; Galliformes; Phasianidae. Gene Ontology annotation, cellular component: nucleus. Gene Ontology annotation, biological process: positive regulation of DNA-templated transcription. The record is from RefSeq and is a predicted model, not a curated record. Gene Ontology annotation, molecular function: transcription coactivator activity; chromatin DNA binding.
UCCUCCGCGCAGGCGCAGAGUGGGCCCGGCGCUGCGAGGGGGCGGUGGCGGCCAUGGCGCUGAACAGGAACCACUCGGAGGGCGGCGGCGUCAUCGUUAACAACAGCGAGAGCGUUCUGAUGACCUAUGAUCACGUAGAAAUGACCUUCAGUGAUAUUGAACCGAUGCCAGAGGCAUUCAAAGGCACCAAGAAAGGGAGUGUUUUCUUGACUCCCUACCGAGUUAUCUUUGUAUCAAAGGGAAAGGAUGCUCUGCAGUCUUUUGGGAUGGCCUUCUAUUUGUUGAAAGACUGUGAGAUUAAGCAGCCUGUCUUUGGAGCAAAUUACAUCAAGGGUACAGUGAAAGCAGAGGCAGGAGGCGGCUGGGAAGGAUCUGCCACCUUCAAGAUGACCUUUACAGCUGGGGGUGCUAUUGAGUUUGGGCAGCGUAUGCUGCAGGUGGCAUCCCAAGCCUCCAGAGGUGAAGUCCCCAAUGGAGCUUAUGGCUAUUCCUAUAUGCCAAAUGGAUCCUAUGCUUUUGCACCACCUGUGGCCAAUGGGGGCUAUCCGUACCCACCGCCUCCUCCAGAGUUUUAUCCUGCUCCCCCUAUGGGAGGUGCAGACAUGGGUUACAUGCAUCUGCCACCCCCGCCGUACCCUGGGCCCAUGGAGCCUCCCUCUGGUGGUCCAGAUCUGCCUUCCACUCCUGCAGCUGAAGCAAAGGCUGCUGAAGCUGCUGCCAGUGCUUACUACAACCCAGUAAACCCACACAACGUCUACAUGCCCACGGACCAGCCACCCCCUCCUCCGUACUUCCCACCAGAGGACAAGAAAAACCAAUAAGCUACCACAGAACUUCUCCACAACUCGUUGCUUUCUUACUUCCCACUUUGGCUGAAUCCUGGGGCAUGGUCCAUAGCACUGAGGAGUAGAGCCUUACCUCAAGGCACAUAGCUUUCCUGGACUUUAGUGGUAGGUAUGAGCAGAGCAAGGGGAGAGAUCUCAGCAGCCUGGCUUACCUCGAAGAGCUCUGAGGGUUUGCAGUCCUACCACAGUUUUUCCCUUCUCCCUGUGCACGCCAACACUAGAACUGGAGGCUCUCUUUCUGAUAGUUUCCUUUAUCUCUGUUUCUUCUGAUACUUUAAAUUAUACCUCUUUAGAGUAAGCAGCUGUUGCAGAGUGAUAAUUAACAAGCUCAUAACAUGGAAACAAGGCGCCUGGGGAGUCUUGUCUUUACUUUGGGGUUCUGUGGACACAGAGGUGUCUUUAGGUAGCCCUGUAGUAUCACACCCAACUUUUCCCUCUGUUACUGAAAAAGGGCUUCAAUGGGAACCUUUGGAAUCUCAGAGAAAAUAGGUGUCCAUCAGAUUAUGCAGAUAUCUGAUAAACUUUCUUAAAAAACUGAGUUGUUCCUAACUGUCAUAACGAAUCUGAUAGCCCUCCAGAUUUUUUUGCUGUGCACUAUGAUGAUGCUGACAAGCUUCCUUUUUUGAACAAAGCUGCCCUUUGCAGGGCUGAUCAGCAGCAUCUGACUGGUUACAGAUCACAUGGGAACACUCAUUCUCACUUAUCUCUUUUUUCCAUUCCGAUACGUGGGCUUGAGAUCACAAAGCCCUGAGUAUUAUCCUUAUAGUCAUUAAUGCACUUUUUUUUUUUCCCCUGUAACACAAGUUACACUUUGGCCAGUGAAGCAUCUUACUGCUGUGAGUUAACUGGUGAAUUAAUAGCUCAUGGGAAGAAAAUAGUUGCUUCUGCCCUGGAAACACUUGAGAGAAUGUAUGAAAAGGUGAAGUAAGUUGUUAGGUGUAACUGAGCUGUGCAGCUGGAUGUUGUUUAAUGCUGUUAGUGUUCCUGGAUCAGCUGUGAGUUCAUUUGAAUGUCAGUGCUUUGCACUGAAGGUUCAGGCAUUUUCCUUCCAUAACAUUGAUCUCAUUUGCAAAGACUGUCAUGCUCAGAACCUCUGCAGCACUGAUCAGUGACCAGGCUGUGAAACUGCAUUGUACAAAGCUUUGCAUCAAUCAGAUUUUAUUGACUUUUGACAGUGUUUGUGAGGGCGAAGAUCCGUCCCAGCAAGUGUGGAGAAAGAUCAUGUGCUAGGGAACUGCUGAGACUUGCUGCAUGCAGCCUGCUUGGAGAGAAAAAGGUCCACCUCUUGUUUUCUUUUUGUCUGAGUUUAGGUGAUUAAUCAAAUCGCUGCUCUCUGUGCACUGACUUUUCUAGAAUUGCUACUGCGGUGAUGUAAAGAAAUGGUUAUUUUAAAUAUGCAUAUUAUAUAAAUAUAUAUUUAUUUUGAAAAUGUUUGAUUAAUAUAUUAAUGUGAAAUGACUUCCGAAUGCAGAUUUGUUUUGCCAAGACUGUGAAUUAAAGCGAAAUCAGCUCGAAACUUAA